UUAUAAGGCGGCUAUGAGGAGGACCCACCCCUUCAGUGGUCAACAAAACAAUCUCCACCCCAUUCUCAUCUGAUUCUGUGAUCCUUCUACCCACCUUCCCUACUCUUACAUUUGUGUAUAUAUAUUGCACAACUACCACACAUACCUUUUGCUAGUAACCCAUAAGAGAGAAACAAGGUUGGAAGAAGAUGGAAGUGGUGGUGGUACAUAGUCCCAUUGGGACUCCCACAAAGGAUCAUUUCGAUUUCAACGGGGCAAGGAUUUCACCCUAUCUGAGCGCUCCUUCUUCACCGAAGCGUUUUGGGGAAUUUUACUUAAGUGCUCCCACCAGCCCAUCAAGGGAUGAUGAUGAUGAUGGUAAAGAUGAUUUCGCGUUCUUUGUUAGUCGUGAAUCAGAGAAAUCGUCUCGUUCGGCGGAAGAGCUCUUCGAUGGUGGCAAGAUCAAGCCUUUGAAGGAGGAGGAGUUGUCGGAAUGUGCUAGAAGCCCACUUCUAUCUCCGACCCGACCCAAAAGAUCUCCGAUAGCACAAGGGAAGAAGGUGAUUCGCGAAGCAUUCUCACCCAGAAAGAAGAAAGAGUCCUCCGGUGACUCUUCUGGAUCCAUGGAAGAGAGAAGAGGGAGAGAUAGGACUCCAGCAGCAUCUGUGAUUUCUUCAUCGAAUUCGGGUCGUAGAGUCACGCGAUCACACUCUCCUUACAGAAUAUCCCACCACACAUGGGACGAAGAACCACACCAACCCCAUACCAACAAAGAGGAUUCCAUUUCCAGUUCCACCACAGCUUCUUCUUCUUCUUCUUCCAAGAGUUCCAGAAAAUGGAGAUUGAGGGACUUCUUAUUGUUUCGUAGCGCCUCCGAAGGAAGAGGUUCCAGCAAAGACCCAUUCAGGAAGUUCCCUGUUUUGUACAAGAAACCUGAAGAAGGAAAAGCUUCAACCUUUAGAUCCGUUGAUAACCCCAUCCCAAGGUCGAGAAGAAAGGAACCCGUUUCUGCACAUGAAUUGCACUACGCAAGGAAGAAAGCCGAAUCAGAGGAUUUAAAGAAGAGAACUUUCUUACCAUACAAACAAGGAAUUUUGGGCAGGUGGGCUGGUUUCACAAGAUGAUGCCUCUGUUCUUCUCAUUCAAAUUCAAGGACGCCAAACUCAAAACAAUUCUUUCUUUCUCUUUUAUUUUAUUUUUUACCAAAAUGUUGAGAAUUUCUUAUAUCAAUAAUCAAUUCUUCUAUGGACGAGUAACUGAAAUCAUGGCAAUUGUUAAUUCUUCACAAUUAAGUUCAUAGCUUGAUUAUUCUUCAUGUGUAUGUAUAUUCU
Messenger RNA from Gastrolobium bilobum, 1310 nucleotides. RefSeq lists its product as uncharacterized. The transcript is spliced from 2 exons. The record is from RefSeq and is a predicted model, not a curated record. Lineage: Eukaryota; Viridiplantae; Streptophyta; Magnoliopsida; Fabales; Fabaceae. Bases 189 to 1103 code for a protein of 304 amino acids.